This is a messenger RNA of Cucurbita moschata (crookneck pumpkin), 363 nucleotides long. RefSeq lists its product as uncharacterized. Lineage: Eukaryota; Viridiplantae; Streptophyta; Magnoliopsida; Cucurbitales; Cucurbitaceae. The record is from RefSeq and is a predicted model, not a curated record. The transcript has a single exon. Bases 1 to 363 code for a protein of 120 amino acids.
AUGAAGAAAAAGUUUGGAGGCAACGAAAGAGUGAAGUGGUCCCUUCUCCAAACUUUAAGAAGAGAUUUUGAGGUUCUUGAAAUGAAGAACGAAGAGAACAUCGAUGAUUAUUUAGGAAGAGUAAUGGCUGUCUCCAAUAAGAUGAGAAGCAACGGAGAAGAUAUGUCAGAUUCGAAGAUUGUUGAGAAAAUACUUCGAACUCUGACUGACAAAUUCAAAUAUGUGGUGGUAGCCAUCGAAGAGUCAAAAGACACAAGAAAGAUGAUGAUUGAUGAUCUGCAAAGAUCUCUGUCUGUACAUGAAAAGAAAUUCAAGAAGAUCAGUCAUGAAGAAGGUGAUCAAGCUCUCAAUCUCAGAGGCUGA